GUUAUCUUGCCUUUCAGCCAGAAGCAUGCAGGCAUUAUUACUACCGCUUUAUACCGGUAACUGAUAACUGACUGUUACACAUUCCAUUCCAUAUGCAUAUGCAUUUGAAGAAGUGGGCUGUAGCCCACGAAAGCUUAUGGUCUAAUAAAUUUGUUAGUCUCUAAGGUGCAACAAGUACUCCUGUUCUUUUUGCUAGGAAAAGGUCAGCUAAAUCGCAGGCUGCCUCCAGCUAACGCAGGUCAAUGCUGCGGUGCUCGGAGCGCAGUGAGUAACUUCAAGGCGCCUCUCCCCAUGCAGGUGUGACAGGCCCAGGGCAGCCCCCAGAGCCACACCUGCCCGCUGCAGGAGCCUUAGGCAGCCAUGGGCCUGGCAGGGGGCUCCUGGGAACAGCAAACCCGGGCAGGCCCUUGCCACUUGUGGUGGGGGAAGGGAGGGGGGUGUAAAAUAUUUCACCCGCCCCCUCAGGCCCCUUCGCGCCUCUGCUCCGCCCCCGUGAACAGCCGGGAGGGCAGUGGCUUCAGCCGAGCUCACUGAGCAUGCGCAAUCGGAACGCGCAUGCUCCGUACCAACAGAACAGCCGCGCCGUUUGUAACGUUCCAGCCGCUCCGCAGCGCCGGUCGAGCGUGACCCUCCGGCCCGUGGCGCAGCCCCGCUUGGCCGCCGCGCGCCAUGGGCGAGCGCCGGGGCCGCGCUCCGCCGCAGGAGGCCGUAGGGCCGGAGCGGGGUUUCUCUUCAGAUGCUAUUGAAAAUGACUUUAAACCAAAUGAAGAACCUCUUCUCAGAAAAAAUCCUCGUAGAUUUGUCAUCUUCCCACUCCAAUACCCGGAUAUAUGGAACAUGUAUAAAAAGGCACAAGCUUCCUUCUGGACAGCAGAAGAGGUUGAUUUAUCAAAGGACUUUCCUCACUGGAACAAGCUGAAAUCAGAAGAAAAAUACUUCAUCUCUCAUGUCCUGGCUUUUUUUGCAGCCAGCGAUGGAAUUGUAAAUGAAAAUUUGGUGGAGCGAUUCAGCCAGGAAGUGCAAAUCCCAGAGGCUCGUUGUUUCUAUGGAUUUCAGAUUCUAAUUGAGAAUGUUCACUCGGAGAUGUACAGUUUGCUAAUAGACACUUACAUCAAAAAUCCCAAGAAACGAGAAUUUUUAUUUAAUGCAAUUGAAACAAUGCCUUGUGUCAAGAAGAAAGCAGAUUGGGCCCUGAGGUGGAUAGCAGACAGAGACUCAACUUUUGGGGAGAGAGUGGUUGCCUUUGCUGCAGUGGAAGGGAUCUUCUUCUCAGGUUCUUUUGCUGCUAUAUUUUGGCUGAAGAAGAGGGGUCUGAUGCCUGGACUGACAUUCUCCAAUGAGCUCAUUAGCCGAGAUGAGGGUCUGCACUGUGACUUUGCUUGCCUAAUAUUUCAUUAUUUAGUGAACAAGCCUUCAGAAGAGAGGGUCAAGGAGAUCAUUGUUAAUGCAGUCGAAAUUGAGCAGGAGUUUUUAACAGAGGCUUUACCAGUAGGGCUGAUUGGAAUGAAUUGCACUUUGAUGAAACGAUAUAUUGAAUUUGUGGCAGACCGGUUACUGACAGAACUUGGGUUCUCUAAGGUCUUUCAAGCAGAAAAUCCUUUUGAUUUCAUGGAAAAUAUUUCACUGGAAGGAAAAACAAAUUUCUUUGAGAAGCGGGUUUCAGAGUAUCAGCGCUUUGCAGUUAUGGCAGAAACAACAGACAAUGUUUUCACACUGGAUGCAGAUUUCUAAUCUCUCUUCAGAGAGCAUCUUGACUUUUUCCCACUCCCCCAUCUCACUUCGUGUUGGGAAGUUUUAUGUAUUUCUUCUGAAGUCUACUAGGAUUUUUUUUUUUCUGGCUUCCUACUUUGUGUGAAGUUAUAAAUUUACAGUUGAAUAAACUGUAAUUUAGCAAUACAAUAUGUAGGUUAUAACCUAUAAUGUAAAUAUCUUUUUGCAUUGCACCCUGUAAAAAGGUCCUCUUAGAAAUUCAUGCAGCUUCUUAAAGGGAUAUACAGUAACUCCUCACUUAACGUUGUAGUUAUUUUCCUGAAAAAUGCAACUUUAAGUGAAACAAUGUUAAACGAAUCCAAUUGUUCCAUAAGAUUUAAUGUAAAUGCGGGGGUUAGGUGCCAAGGAAAUUUUUUGGGGUCAGACAAAAGGUAUUAUACUGUACAGUACUGUACUGUGGUUGGGAAGUACCCUGGCUGGGAAGCACCUUUGCAGCAGCAGCGGCAGCUUCCCUGGAGAACAGGCUCGGAUUUUGCCGGGAAUGCUCCAGGCCCGCCUCUUCCAGUCCCCGCUCCACUCCAAGCCCACCUCUUUUUCCACCCCCCCACUCCACCUCCUCUCCGGAGCACGCCACAUCCCUUCCCCCCCCAAAGUCCUAAGCGCCGCCAAACAGCUGUUUAGCAGCGCUUAGGAUUUUCUGGGAGGAAGGGGGAGGAGUGGCGACACGGGGCUUCCCUGCUUCUCCCCCUCCCUCCCAGCACUUCGCGCUUAGGACUUUCUGGGAGGGAGGGGCAGGAGUGGGGAAGCCCUGCGUCUCCGCUCCUCCCGCUCCUUCCCAGAAAGUCCCAAGCGCCUCCAAACAGCUGUUUGUCGGUGGGGGAAGCACUGGGAGGGAGGGAGAGGAGGCGGAGAAGUGGAACUUGUGCAAUGCUCACUUGUAAAGUCGCUGCUCUUCCACAGAAUCUUACAAGCAGGUAGCCAAACGACGUUCUAAGGGAGCAUUGCACAACUUUAAACGAGCAUGUUCCCUAAUUGAGCAGGGACAUAACAUUGAAACAACGUUAAGUGGGACAACGUUAAAUGGGGAGUUACUGUGCUAUAAAGAACUUGUUUAACUCAUGUUGUUGUGACCAUUGGAUAAAACUGGCUUUUUUUAAAUGGCUGCUAUGUUUUACUGUGCUUUAGUUAAGCUAAUUACAUCUCUAACUCGAUAUAACGCUGUCCUCGGGAACCAAAAAAAUCUUACCGCGUUAUAGAUGAAACCACGUUAUAUCGAACUUGCUUUGAUCUGCUGGAGUGCGCAGCCCCGGAGCACUGCUUUACCGAAUUAUAUUCGAAUUCGUGUUAUAUUGGGUCGCGUUAUAUCGGGGUAGAGGUGUAUUUCUUAAUUUGCAUCUGUGCCUCACUUUGCAGUAUUUUAAUCUUGAAUCCAGAUGAGGUAACACUGCAUGUAAAUAUGUUCCUGCAAACUCUUCUGACAACAGUUUUAAAAUGUAAAUUCGUGAAUCUAGAACAGUGCUUCCCCUUUGUCCCUAUGAUAGAGUAUCCUUCUCCACUGCUUCAAAAACAUUAGUAGAGGAAGGAGUGGUGUGUGUUUAGUGGGGUAUACAGUAUGAUUAUGGUACGAACUUAUCAGAUCAGGUGAUACAAUUUGCUUGGAUUUCCUUGUUAACCUGUCAUCUAGCUCAAGCAGCUUUCAUGACACGUGCCAAACCCGGCCUAUCAGUACUAGCAGCAAGCGUUCAAGGGAAAAUAUCUUUCAUAUAAGAUUUGUUUUGUAAUAUUAUAAAUCAGGUGGAUCUAUAUUUAAAACUUGAGCCUGUAACGAGACAGAGAAGGAGAAAGUUUUUGGUGUUGUUCAAAUCUCAGCCUACUUUAUUGUUUAAUCCAGUUGAUGCUACUUACAUGUAAGUGUCUUAACAGUAAACAGAUUUACAGCAGCUUUAAUCCCUUAUUGCACUGGGGUUGUGAUCAGCAUCUGACAUUGAAAUAUCAAUUUCUACAUAUCUUCUUUAUUUUAUCCAUUCUGCUGGGUAUUCUAUACUCUCCCAUCCUUCUGAAUUUCACCAGUAUAUUUGUAAUGUAAGAUAGUGUAUCGUUCUGAUUUUUUCCCCUUGAGGUGUAUUUUUUUACUUGAGCCUUAUACCAUUGAGAACCCAGAUACUGGGGUGAUGGUCAUCUGUAGAAUAGCAUGUUCAAUGUGCAACAUCACAGCAUUACAAUAGAAUUUUCAGACCACAGGUAGUCACAGUGUACUAGUGUUUUUAAAUUAUUCUGUCAACACUGUAGUACAUUGUGACUAUCAGCCCCAACUAGUGAGUGCUGCAUAAAUGGUGGUGUGUGAUCUGUAUACAAUCUAGCGUGUGUGUGUGUGUGUGUGUGUGUGUAUUUUAGUUUAUAUCACAGGCAACUGCUACCGUAUAGGCACAAAUUGAAGGGGUGUUUUUAUAAUUUGACAUAGUGACAUUUGGUGUAGAAGGAAUAACAGUAACAAUCCAGCCCAGAUUGACAGUGACAAAGUACAGCAGAACCCCAUUUAUCUGAUUUAAUUGGGACCUGGAGCCAGAUCGGAAAACUCAGAUAAUCCAGAGAAUGGGUAAGUAUGAGGCUGCAGCACCAUCUAGCGGUCACAGGAGAGAUCUCCCACUUCUGGAAGUGUGUGGGCUGGUUGCUCACUUAAUAGGAGAGCCAGAUAAUGGAGGGUCAGAUAAACAGAGUUCUACUGUAGUUACCAUCUGAAUUAUGUGAAGUAAGUCAGGCAUGUCGGUCUAGUUCCUGGUGGACAGGUGUCCACAUCACAAAAAUAAGAAUAAUUGGCUCCCCCUUGUUCAGAGUCUGAGCAAAGAGGUCAAGGAUUUAAAAGGCAUGGAAGUAGAACUACUCUUUCUUCUAGAGAUGGCCUGUCCAGUCUGGAGGGAGACACAUUGGUCGGGCAUUGAGGGAAAGCUUGCACCUAUGGCUGUACUUGUACCUGUUCUUUGAUUAAAUAGAGAAUGACAAAUUCUGGAGCUCUCAAUGCAGCAUGUUUCAUGAGCAGUAUGUUCACAUGGAAGGAGAAAAUGUUACAACCUGAAUGUGACCUGUUUGGGGAAAGGCAACCUCUUUUCUGCUUGUAUCAUCCUCAACUUGGUAGUAUGAGGAGAUUUUUUUUUUUAAGCAUUUAUCCAAUGUUAUAAUUUAAAUUAAGAUACUUGAUGUUUAGUCCAGGGUAUUCACUCUUUUCUAUAUGGAUUUGCUCAGGUCCCUUAGAUAAACAUAAGAUACCAAAAUCCUGUUACAAUCUUUAUUCAAGUCAUGUGUGAAAUAUUUGUAUAGUUUCAGUAACACGGUUCAAAAGAUGGUCCUGGCCAUGCCAGACUUCCUAAAGAAAUGGACGGGGAAAUAUCUAUGGCUUGCUAGUUCCUUGUUUUAUUGCAAAGCCUAAAAUGAUUUAAAUAAAGUUAAUAAAGAAAUAAACCAUGUCUAAACAAUGUAAUCUAGUGUCUUUGGAGCACUUGUUUUAUUUGGUAGAGGGAAGCUUGGCCUCUAUACCUUGACUCAUGAUAGGAAACAGAAGAUGCAUUCCCCGCAUUUUCUCAGAAUCAUUCUGUCAUGCGGGGCAGAGUUUGCUCUCUCUGCAUCUAGCAAGGGGUUUUAUCCAUUAAACCUAUGGAUGUCCCAGAAGCUGUGCAGAGCUUUGGAUACCCAUUGCCAGGGGUGAGGAUUCUUGGAAAUCUACCAAGGGCUUCUCCCUCAGCCCCCUAAAGCCAAAGAACCCCAACCCACUGGUCUCUGUGGUGUUUGGGGCCAGGGAGAGAAUACAGUAGAGCCACUGCUCCCCUAGCAUCUAUAUGAGUGUCUUGGCUUAUUGGGCCCAACGUGUUACCUUCAUUAAUACACCUCUAUCCCGAUACAACAUGACCCGAUAUAACAUGGGUUCGCAGUCAAUGCGGUAAAGCUCUGACACGCUGCUCUGAGCAGCGUGUUAAGGGGGCUGAGGUUGAGGGAUUGGAUAAGGGGCAGAGGGUCUCAGAGGCUGUCAGGGGCUCCCCCCCAGGAAGGCAGGAGCUGUGGAGUGGGCACUUUUGGGGGCCCUGCAGUCCCAGAGUGGGCCAGGGGAUUAGCAGGGGGCUGGGAGCAGCCUGCUCCACUUCCCUCGCCCCAGCCCCAGCCGUGUCGCUCGGGGGAGGGGUCUCGGGGGAAGGGAUCCCCCCCCACACUCACCGGCAAUGGCAGAAGCGGAGCAGCCCUGCCCCAGCCCACUGCACUCCGCCAGCUCCUAGCCGCGGCACUCCGCUUCCCGCCGCAGGUGAAUGCGGGACCUUUCCCCAACCCCUCUGUUCCCCAGCGACAUGGCUGGGGCCAGGGCAAGGAAAGCGGAGCAGGCUGGGGCCGCGUCGCUCCGCUUUCUGCUGCCGGUGAGUGCGGGGAGGUUAGGGAAAGGACGCCCUCCGCGGCUGGGAGGUGGCAGAGUGGAGCAGACUGGGGCCAAGUUGCUCCGCUUCCUGCCGGUGAGUGCCUGUCAGGGGGCAGGGUGUGUGGAUAGGGGUCGGAGCAGUCAGGGGACAGGGAGCCGGGGGGUUGAGUAGGGGGUGGAGUCCUGGGGGUGAUUAGGGACGGGGGUCUCUGGAGUGGGCAGUCAGGGAACAAGGAACCAGGGGGGAGUGGCAAAGCAAGUUCGAUAUAAAGCGGUCUCACCUAUAACGCAGUGAGAUUUUUUUUGUCUCCCGAGGACCACGCUAUAGCGGUGUACCUAGUGGAGGGUGGUAAUGUUACUCACUGUUUGUUCCCUACUAGGAGUAUUUGACAGAGUAUCUAUAGCUGAGUCUUUAGGGCUCCAGAGCUGAUAAGUCUGCACUAGAUUCCUUUAGGUACCCACAUUCCUUUUCAUAUUUUGUUCUCCCUGCAACCAUUGAUAGCUAUUGAACAAACCCCUGCCCUCAGUAACCUGUCUCUAAUGUCUCUCUGGGAAUUGGCCUUUGAGAUAGUGAAACAUUGUGGCGUUAUUGACAAACUGUGACCGUAUAGAUUAUUGUUGCAACCAGGGUCCUGUGGUUGCACCAGGUCUUGUUCAGAGGAGGCCAAAUAGGGUGUCUAUGGGAAGGUUGUAGAUUGCUGGUUAUGAUUAUGCUGUCUGUAUGUGUGUAUCAUUUUUGUAUUUGAAGUUAUGAAUAUUGGCUAUGUACUUGUUUGAUUCUAAGUAGCCUCAGUGAAGUAUUUGGUCAGCUUCUUGAGAAAGGACUAUUCUCAGUAAGUGCCCAAUCAAGAAACGCUUAUCUGACAAUCGACUUUGGGAGAUGCCAAUCCACAUCUGAGCUUUCCUGGGAAUGUUCAAAAUAACAUGUAAACAAUGGCGUUGGCCUGCAAAAAGCUGAAUCAUUCAUAGACAUGUGACUUGCCCAGGUGACUGCAAACUCCAUCUUGUUGAGGGGAUUUUACACAGGAGAACAAAGGGGUUUCCACCCACGAGAGAGACUACAGAAGGCCCUGGAAACCCCUCCAUUUUGUCUUCAGCUGGCUCAAGAGAUAGCCUCUCCACCCCAAAGAGAUGCCUGAAAGAAACUGGAACAAAGGACAGUAACUGUGGGAGUGUGAGUGAUUGCUGGAUCCAGACUAGGAAGGAGCCUAGUCUGUGAAAGAAGCUUUUUGGAACAUCUGUGAGGGUGAGAUUUACCUGCAUUUAGUUUCUUACUGUAUUAGGAUUAAACUUGCGUGUUUUUGUUUUA
Messenger RNA from Malaclemys terrapin pileata, 7415 nucleotides. RefSeq names its product ribonucleotide reductase regulatory TP53 inducible subunit M2B (gene RRM2B). Gene Ontology annotation, cellular component: cytosol. The transcript has 9 exons. The coding region runs from base 670 to 1731 and encodes 353 amino acids. The record is from RefSeq and is a predicted model, not a curated record. Gene Ontology annotation, molecular function: ribonucleoside-diphosphate reductase activity, thioredoxin disulfide as acceptor. NCBI's taxonomy places the organism in Eukaryota, Metazoa, Chordata, Testudines, Emydidae. Gene Ontology annotation, biological process: deoxyribonucleotide biosynthetic process.